This is a messenger RNA of Eleginops maclovinus (Patagonian blennie), 3435 nucleotides long. Its product is annotated as protein FAM13A-like. The record is from RefSeq and is a predicted model, not a curated record. Lineage: Eukaryota; Metazoa; Chordata; Actinopteri; Perciformes; Eleginopidae.
GGAAAGAAGGAGGGAGGAAACCUACGCAGCUUCAGCAUCAGUGCAGGACCAGAAGAUGGAGACUCAAAACCUGUGAGUUCCUCCACCGCGGGGCUGACUAAUGCCUGGAACUAAAGCAGAAUUCAUAUUUUUCUGUCACCUUUUGUAAUUACCUGUAACUGGCUAAUCGCUGGAUGCAGAGGUGGGGUUUAUAUUUCUGUUCAUGUGCAGCGGCGCAGACUGAUCUCUGGAUAGGAGGGAGGCACCGUGGACGACACCUGACUAAUUCAUGGAGAGCAGGUUAGCCUCUUCUGGACUGUAGUUGCAGACUAUGUCCUGAACAGCAACCCUCCGUCUCCUCCACAUGUGGUGCUCCAGAGGCUGGGACCUGGCUAAUAUCUGGAAUCACUGAUCAGAACACCGGCUCCUCUGUGUUGCAGCCCACCCCCCCUCUCUCCUCCUGCUGGGACUAGGCUAAUCUCUGGGUCAGUGGCAUGUUCUGUUUCUGCCUGCAGAGCUCUCUGCUGAAGCUCCGGGCUCUGGAGGAGGAGGGGGGACCGUCACCGGGAUCCUCCCCUGACGAGAGCCCCCCUCCUCUGGGCAGCAAGGAGCAGAAGAGCCCCCUCAGCCCGGGGGAGACAGGGGGGGGGAAGACACUGGCUCUCUGCCACAGCAGCCCCCUGACCACUGACGAGAACAGCCCCCCAGAGCUGCUGGCGGUCCUCGGCAGACCCCCCCCCCUCCUCCACCAACAGCAGCCCCUCACCCCAUCCAGCCCAGUGGGGGAGGGAGGGGGAGGCGAGGGGGGGGCUCUCCUCCAGCUGCUAGCGGGGGGGCCCGGCCCGCUGCCCUCACCCCGCUGCCUCACCCACAGCCUGAGGUUCAACUCCGACCCAGAGACAGCUCCCUCGCCGCCCUGCAGCCAGCAGUACAUGUGUCGGGGUCUGGACUGGGUGGAUGUCUCAGAGGACCCGGGCUGCCCCCCCUCCGUCUCUUUUCUGACCCGGCAGAUUCAGGCCCUGAAGAAGAAAGUCCGUCGCUUCGAGGAUCAGUUCGAGCAGGAAAUGAACUAUAAGCCGUCACACAACGAUAAAUACUCGAACCCUGAGAUGAUCCGCGUGAUGGGGGAGCUGGCCAAGGCUCGCAAACAACUCAAAGAGAUGAGGCUUAGGCAGUCUGUGUUCGAGUCGAAGGACCCGGACCAUCAGAGCUGCAGGACGGGUGAGCAGGGAGCCCCGGAGACCCUGGAGGAGACGGUGGAGUCGCUGUUCAGACGCCUGAGGGAGAAGAGGCAGGCUCUGAACCUGCCAGACAACAUGAAGGACAUGACGCAGGCUCAGAUGGUUCUGGAGAAGAUCACCCUGCAGAAGUGUCUGCUGUACUUUGAGAGCGUUCACGGCCGGCCGGGGGUGAGACAGGAGCGGGUGCUGGUGAAGCCGCUGUACGACCGAUACCAGAUGAUCAAACGCCUGCUGUGUGUCAGCCCCACCAUCACCACCAUCGAGGAAGAGGACGGUUCUGAUGAUGACUCACUGAUGAGCUCCAUGACCCUCGACCCGCCGCCCGGCCCUCCCCCCUGCAUAACCACCUUCCCCCCCGGAGAGGAGGACGGCGACCCGGCCUUUGUGUCGCCGAUCGUUGAAGUGAAACCCGUCCAGCAGCAGCUGGACCUCACCGUCAGCAACCUGCACGAAGCCAGCAGGUCUCAGCUGCUGCAGAGUCUCCGUGAGACGAGAGCCGAGAAGAAGACCAGACGGAAAGUUCUGAGGGAGUUCGAAGAGGAGUUUUACCGACAGACCGGCAGGAUCUGUCAGAAGGAGGACCGCAGUCCGAUGAAGGAGGAAUACCAGGAGUACAAACAGCUGAAGGCCAAACUCCGCCUGCUAGAGGUCCUACUCAGCAAACAGGAAGUCCAGCUCAGCAGACAGGAAGUCCCUAAAAAACACAUGUGAAGCUCUCAGACACUCUGCCAAACAAGACCAAAACUCCAGAGAGGAGGAAAGGUCUUCUAUUUCCCCGAUCAGAGGACCGGAGGUGGGGUGAUGACACGCUUUUACUUUCCGACGUCUCUUCAUAUUUCAGCUACGUUAGCUGCUAACCCGAGCGGAACACGUCCACCCAUCGCAAUCUGAUACCUUUCACUUCAAUCAGAGCCGGUGUUAGAAAAAGUAAUACUCCGAACGAAAUUUAAAGAAGUCAAAUUUACGAGUAAAAAGUCACAAAUGGACAAGAAAAACCGAAUAUUCUCGGAGGGAAAUUGUAGAUUCUGUGGAAAGAAAAACAAUUUAUGAGAAGAAAAAAAAAAGUCCAACUUAUUCAAGGACAAAUCCCCGAUUCCAGAAACAUGGUGUUCGGGUUUGGUUUCUGGUGACCUAAAUCACGGCUUGAUCUGUUUGUUGUUGACUUCUCCAAAUCCUGCCAAAGCAUUUACAAACAUGCAUAAAACGUUAUCGUCAUGCAAACAUCGCUCUGUUUUAAAGGUAUGAUAACAUUCAAAUGAUUAUUGAAUAAAGGCCGCGAAUGAGGGAAGGAACUCUUCUCUGUUUACUUCUUUACGGUGGCCGACAGGAGACAGAUAUAAAAACACGAAUCUGCCAAAACACAUGCAUGUUUCCUCUGCUGAAUGUUCUCUAGAUGCUGCAUGUGUUGAAGAGCUGCUGCAGAUGUUUCUUCAUGAGUUCUGAUUUGAGUUUCUAUAUCUGUAUCCUCUCUGAAGCUGCAGCACCUUCCUCCUGAUGAUCUGCUUGUAGCGGGUUUGCACCUGCAGGCCUCCGACCUUCACCACGUCCUCUCUGAACUGUAGAAACUGUGAAUACUUCAGAAAAGUUUGAUAAAAAGAGAGAUCUGUCAGUGGAAACCAGCAGUGUGUAUUAAUCUACCUGCAGCUUCCUCUCCAUCCUGUUUGAUUUAUCGGACCAAAACUUUAUUUUGUACUCGUGUGUGUGUACGUGAGCUUGAAGCACUUUAAUGGAAGAAGAGGAGACGAACUGAAGUCUUUGGGACGGAGAUGCAAUGUAGAGAUAACUGUUUGUGUCAGAGAGAUGUAUCUGUGUUCACAUCAUAGCACACAUUUUUCCAGAUGUUUGCUAUGCAGCAUGGUGCUGCUGGUUUAUAUUUAAGGAGUGAAGAGGCAGCAGCAACGGACAUCAAGUUCCCAAAGUUUUGCAGUCGUCUACGAUGUGUCCGAUGGAUCAUGAGAGCGACGAUUUCCCCAACACGUCUGAGAGCGUGAAGACAGCGUUAGAGAAAGUCUCUCCGAGUUUCCUCCGUAUUUAGACGCAGCAAACGUCAAACAGAGCGAUGCUUCUACACUUUCUGUAUGAAAUCUGUGGAUUUUAAACCUGACGCUGCACUUUGACUAAAUCCUGGCCUCGGGGUGGAGAGAGGUUUUUAGUUUCUUCUGAGGUUAAACCUCCUGAAGGAGUUGGUGUCCCUUUCUUCAUGCUGUGAACAUGA